CAUUUUUACUGGCAGAUCAAGGAUAUGAUGUAUGGAUUGGAAAUGUGAGAGGAAAUAGUUACUGCAGAUCACAUGUGAAUAUGACGAUAAACGAUCCCAAAUUCUGGCAGUAUAGCUUUCACGAAAUUGGAAUAAAAGAUUUGCCGGCCAUGUUCGAUUACAUUCUCAAUUAUACAAAGCGAAAAGAUUUAUAUUAUAUCGGUCAUUCAAUGGGAGGUACUACGCUACUCACUCUUCUGUCAUCAAAACCGGAGUACAAUACGAAAAUAAAAAUGGCUAUUGGUCUGGCUCCAGCUUCUUUUUGGAUAAAAGUAACACCUAUAACUAACGAAAUUGUUAACACUUUUCCAACACUGAAGGAAGUUCUACGAAAGCGUGAAAUAUAUGAUUUUCUUCCACAAUCUUUAGCGACUGUUACGGUAGGAAAAAUGUUAUGUAAAGAAAAUACGAUGACUCAAAUUAUUUGCGUCACUAUAUUAUUCUUAGUCGCCGGUCCUGAUCCAGCACAACUUAACACUACAAUCCUGCCAGAUAUAUUCUCCUAUCUUCCAGCCGGCACUUCUGUACAAACAUUAGAGCAUUUUUACCAAAAUAUACGUAUGAAGGACUUUCGAAACUAUGAUUAUGGAAUAGCUGAAAACUAUAAGCGAUACAAACAAAAAACAGCCCCAAGUUAUGAUCUGAAAAAGAUUACUGCUCCAAUAAUUUUAUUUUACUCAGCAAAUGAUAUGAUUGUUACAAAAGAGAAUGUGUUGGAACUUGGCAAACGCUUACCAAAUGUUCUUUUAACUGAGGAAGUCCCAUACAAACUUUUCAAUCACUUAGAUUUCACGUGGGCAAUCAACGCGAAAACUCUUUUAUACCAUCGUGUGUUAGAACUAAUACAAAAGUUUGAUGCUGACCAAAAUAAGCCUAUAAAUCUAAUCGAUGAAUGUAAAUUAAAUGGAGAGAAACCCUAAUCUCUCUAUAUAAUUUGAAAUGUUAGUAAACGUAGAAUUGCUAAACAAUCAGCAAUUAAAUUAUAUGCAUCCGUGCGUGUGUGUAUUUCUUUAAAUUCACAUAAAAUUUGUCAAUAUAAAAUUAUCAAUUAUUAUAUGUUAGGCUAUGUUGUGAUAAGAUUAAAAUGAAAACACUAUUAGACAUACUCAAUAUUGAGUUACUAUUAAUCGUAAAUGAUUAAGCGAUAUAUAUAUUGUACAUAUUAAAGGUAUACCUUGCGUAUCCCAUUUUUUAAUCAGAAUAUAUCUAACCUAAUCUUGUGUGAAAUAACAAAUCAGUGCUACUUUUGACAUUAUUGAAAUCGACUUCAAUAAUAAUGUAAAAUGGAAGAUCUCAAAUUUUUUGAGAUUAUUCAAAGCAGUAAAGAAAACAUUCAUGCAAAUAAUGGAUCGGUGUAGCCCCGAUUUGAUUCCGACAGCUUUAUAUAUAUUAAAUGCAUUAUUACAAAUACUUAUUUUUACUUGGUUGUUACAAAUAUACGUUUACAUUAGACAAUGGAUACUAUAAACCGCAAGAAAAAAAAAAGAAAAGUUCUUUUUUAUUGUAGCAAUCAUAAUUAAUCUUAUGAAUGUGUGCGUGUGUGUUCGUGUAUCUGCGCAUGCAUGUGUGAUUAAAUUACAAACGAAAUAUAGAAGUAGGUACUUUUGUAAAGAGAAGGUAUAUUUUUAUUACACAAGACAAGAUAUCUGAAAGGUUACUCGUAUCAGCAUUGCAAAAUUGUUUAUUUCAAUAAAUGCAAAAUAUUAUUUUCAAGCUUCUUCGUCCGUUGUAAUCACUGCUGUAAGGAUUGAAUUGAAUUAUAAACGGAGGUUUAAUUGUAAUUAAACGUGUAAUGCAAGAAAAAAGUUCACACAAUUUCUCACUCUAAACGCCAGAAUGUUUAACAGAAUUAUACCAGAAAUCUUAAACUUAUCCAAAUUAUACGUCAGAUCAUUGAUACUUAGGUGACCCAUGUAGAUGCCUUGUCUUUUAGAAAAUUUAGAAUGAGUUAAAUUUUUGUGGCAUCUAAUCAAAUUUUGUUGAAAAAAAUUCGAAUAGCCAUUUUUUUAAUAUAUACGGAGGGAACAUACAAUCCAUCAUACUUUUACAAUCAAUAUAUAUGUCUGUUAAUUAAGCCUCAAAUUAAAAACCUUUUAAAACAGAAUCAACUUGUAAUUAAAUGGAAAGAGUACAGUUUUAUUAUCUAUUUGAUCCUUCGAAACUUAAGUUUAAUAAUUAAAAAACUAUCUAUAAGUAUUUUAAAGUCAAUCACAAAUUGUUCGAAGAAAUCUUUCCUUUUUUUCUCAUUACGUUGUCAUUAUUUAACUCGUUUAUUUCAACAUACUUUGUAUAAAUUAGGAAUUUCGCUUAUUUGGCAAAAAAUAUACAUUCAUUGCUUUAAGUUUCAUUAAAGAUAUUUGUUCAUAAGUUAACUAUAUUUAAGCCUCUAUAUUCUUAACCCAUAAAAAAAAAAGAGCAGUACUUCUAUUUUUAACUUACUCCUCUCAAUCUUUACUCGUAUUUUAAUGGUUUGAUCUAUAUAAUAUGUAGAAUAGAAAUAUCACGCGUGUAUAAUCGAUCUAGAGUAAUGAACCAAGUGAUAAUAAGACGGCGUAAGAGCUCAAAUUUGUACAGAGAUUCAGCUAUUAAAAAUAAUAUGUAGUAUUAAGAAUACGGCAGCUUGUUUUACCUUUUUAUCUGUGUAAGUACGGGUGUGUGCGUGUAUGUAUUUGUCAUGUUAAUUACGGAAAGCAAUUAGAUCAUUAAAUGUUUAAACCAUUUUGCAUUCAA
Molecule: messenger RNA, 2769 nt
Organism: Temnothorax curvispinosus
Lineage: Eukaryota; Metazoa; Arthropoda; Insecta; Hymenoptera; Formicidae
Product: lipase 3-like
Exons: 6
Coding region: 81-959 (292 amino acids)
Source: RefSeq, a predicted model, not a curated record